GAAUACACGAAAGUAGAGAAGGGGGGCACCUUUUAUGAUUUCCAAUUCAAUACAAGGCUUGUCAAAUCAACAAUUGUGCAUUUUCAGGUAGAGAUCUUGCCCAGUCACUCUAUCACUGUUCUAAUCUUUUAAUUUUCUUUCAAUUAUAUGACGUUCCUAAUUUUUCCAAGGUCAAAACAUUCCAUCAUCUCUACAAUUGAAAUGGAUUUAUAUUUUCUUUCUGAUUAAAACGCAUUCCUAAUUUUUCCAAGGUCAAAGCAUUCCAUCAUCUCUACAAUUGCAAGUAUUAUUUGAACUGCAUUUUGUUCUUUCUGAUUUCAAAAUAACCCAGCAGGUUGCUUCAUUUUCUUAAUUCUUAUGGAGCAGUAUGUUCGGAUUUUAUGUGAUUUAAAAGGGCAAGUGCUUCAAAAUAUUUUUAAUGGUCUUACCAACGUAAUGAUGCUAGUUUUCUUUCAGUGGUUCUGUUUUUGAAGCUUAUACUAUAUGUUGUUUAUUUAUUUCUUUGUUAUUUUUUUUUCUGCCCAACUUCUCAAAAAAUUGUUUGUUUGAAGGCCUUAGCUGUUUACUUGCUAUCUAAGCUUAUCGGUCGUCAUUAUUAAUUAUUGAGGUGCCAUCUCAUACCUAUUAUUGCAUUGAGUGAAAAUCAUGGUAGGAAUUAAUAUGUAGUGUUGACAAAGUUUCUCAUUCUCUGUUUUAAUUUGUUGCACCAAAAAUUCUGUAUGAAACUUGGAUUGGAGUAGUGCCAUCUCCUUGUCUCUAGUAGGUCUGGGACGAGCUUAGAAGCUCAUAUAUAGCUGAUAAAGUAACGGUUAAGGUGUAUUUCUGACAUUAAAAGUAGUCUUUAAUGUUUCAAUAUGCAGUUUACUAUGCACAUAUCAUUAGUGUUGUAGUUUUGCAGGUCCUCAAUACAUAUUAUUUUAAUGCUUUAUGGAAAUAUAGACUUGUGCAUGUUGAUUUCUCUCCCUAAGCUUCAUUGUCAUUCCGGGGAAGGUAUGGAUUCAUGGUUGAAAUCUUUCUGUUAGAUCUAGUAGAUGCUAUUGAUUCAUUUGGAUGUACAUGUAUUACUGCUAACUGAAAUGUGAUUGUAUUUCAGAUUAAAUUGUGUUCCAGUAAAGUCAUUGUUGCUAAAAUUGAUCUUGAAUAUCAGUAAAGCAGAAAAAAAGUUACAUUGUGUUGCAGUUCAUGUUGUUUUACAGUUUUGCAUAUGUUUAUUAUUUAUGUUACUCUUCAGUUGUGUCUGGAAGUUCGCAUCUGCUUGCUUGUAAUUAUAAUUAACAGUUCCUUCAAUAGUGUUCUGUUGCUGACAUGCUUUUGAGAGUUCAUGGGGAUAUCCAGUUGUUAGCUUGGUGUCUGGUUCAACUGGACCAUUUGUGCAGAUGGCAUCUCAGUGUGCAGAUCCUGUUUAUGGUUGCUACCUGUAGAUGCUGACUCAUCACGAACAUCAUCUACUGUGGUUGAUAUAUGGUAUUACUGAGAAGUGAGCUUUAGAGAAUUGAUAGGAUAACAACCUUUUAUAGGGGAAAUCCACAUGGAUGAACGGACUACUUAGACUGAGAUGCUAAGAUACCAAAUACGGUCAAAGACGCAGAGGACUUGCUAUUUUAUCUUUAUCUCAGCAUUAAAAGCAGGGUGGGACUUCUCUCUGAGCAGCUGAUGGAUGAGGCGACCCUGUCCAUAUGCUAAGGAAUCUGUUGUGGGCAACAUCAAAGCACGAUGUAUACUUGAUGCAAAACUACUCCGUCAUGCAUUGGUCUUCCCUGCUUCGGAGGGGGAAAGAAGUACUCAAUGUGGCUGGUCCAAUUAUGCCUACCGUGAAACGGUCAGGUUCUUUGGCUCAACCUCUCUCAAGGGUGCAGAUCAGCACCAUGUCUGUCAAAGACAACUUAAUGGUGGCAGGAGGUUUCCAAGGGGAACUUAUUUGUAAGUAUCUGAAUCGACCAGGAGUGGCCUUUUGCACCAAAGUAACCACUGAUGAGAAUGCAAUCACCAAUGCUGUGGACAUCUACCGGAGUUGCAAUAGCUCUACUAGACUGAUGACUGCAAACAACGACGCCCAAGUGAGAGUGUUUGAUACAGAAAACUUCGCUUGCCUAAGCCGUUUCACCUUCUCUUGGUCUGUAAAUAACACAUCGGUUAGUCCUGAUGGUAAGCUAUUUGCUGUUCUUGGGGAUAGUGCAGAUUGCUUCAUUGCGGAUGCACAAUCUGGGAAAGUGGUCAGCAACCUCAAAGGGCACUUGGACUAUUCUUUUGCAUCGGCAUGGCACCCUGAUGGUCGGAUACUUGCCACCGGGAACCAAGACACAACAUGCAGACUCUGGGAUGUGAGAAAUCUCUCCAAAUCCCUGGAAGUGCUCAAGGGGAGGAUGGGAGCAAUAAGGGCUGUGAAGUUCACCCUAGAUGGACGGUUCAUGGCGAUGGCCGAGCCUGCCGAUUUUGUUCACAUAUAUGAUGUACGAUCUGGGUAUAGCAAAGCACAGGAGAUAGAUAUGUUUGGAGAGAUUGCUGGGAUAUCAUUCAGCCCCGACACGGAGGCUCUCUUUGUUGGGGUAGCAGAUCGAACUUAUGGCAGCUUAUUGGAGUUCAACAGGAGGCAUUGCGACCCACAUCUGUAUUGCAUCUGAUCAAACUGCCUGAGUUUGAUGGAUGUGGGCGAGUUGUACAUACGUUAUACGUAGGGGGAUGGACCAAGCUGAUGAUCAAAGCGCCGGUCCAUGUUAGCCGCUGUUCUAUCGACAAGAUUGGAUUGCGGGAAUACUACUGUCCUAUUCUCGUUGAAACGGUAGAAAUUAGAAAAUCUAAAUUACAGAGGUUGCAUUACUUGCAUUUGCAUGUUUAAUUGUUUCAGAUGAAGAUUUUAUCCCCUAUAUCCAUUUCUUGUAGAGGGGUUUAGUGGGUCUUGGGGGAAGAAAGAAGGAAAAUUUGUCUAUUUAAAUUGUAAAGCUCUCGGUGAUAGCUGUUCAUAUGGAAAAAUACAAAUAUUUCUUUCGGUUCA
Messenger RNA from Nelumbo nucifera (sacred lotus), 2992 nucleotides. Lineage: Eukaryota; Viridiplantae; Streptophyta; Magnoliopsida; Proteales; Nelumbonaceae. The record is from RefSeq and is a predicted model, not a curated record.